Paramecium octaurelia is the source of this 2135-nucleotide messenger RNA. The record is from the annotation of a GenBank genome assembly. Lineage: Eukaryota; Ciliophora; Oligohymenophorea; Peniculida; Parameciidae.
AUGAGAGCAGAGGAACUCACGAAUGAGUUGACAAUUCAUUAUGAAAAACAGGAAUAGAAUGAAAAGAAUUAAAAUAUUAUUAAUGAAUGCUACAAUGUAUUUUAUUAGCAUUUAUCAUCUCAAUAUAGAGAAAUAUAAGGUAUAGCAAUCAAUAUAUUAUGUAAGGGAAUGCAAUUAGAUAAUUUUAAAGGUUAUUUCCAUUGAUGAGAUAGUAAGAGGUGCAAUCUAUUGCAUAAGAAUUAUUGAAGUCUUCAACUCAAGGUAUGAAUGAUACAAGAGAGAAUUAUCAUAUUUGCCUUUAAGAAAUUGUGGAAAAGAUUCCAAUUAAAGUUUAGAGUUUAUCUGAGGUUUAAGAAGGUAUAAUCAAAAGUAAAUGUGAUCAUAAGAAUAUUAGAAUUAAGAAAAUUAAAGGAACCUGUUAAGAAAUUGUAAGUUUCCAAUUAAAUAGUCCAUCAAAAGAUUUAGUAGAAUGUUGAAAUCUAGGCUAAACUUCUAAAAAUUAUAAGUUAGAUAAUGUCAAGAUGGCCAUAGCUAUUUCAGAAAGACUUUAGUGAUUUGUUGUUGGAUAAUAUAACAAAUUCGAAUGAAUUAUCAAUAAGAAAAAAUUCGUGCGUAUGUCUAGGUUAUUUAGGACUAUCUCUUAGCCAAUAAAGCCUUAAUGAUUUAAUCUAAAAAAGUAGACAUUGAGAAAUAUAUAGAAAUAUUACCACUAGUUAAAGAAUUAAGAUGUGAUUAAUAGAGUUUUGCAAAAAUACUAUAUUUAAAUUAAAGCUUGAAUCAUUUGACAAAAAGUUCUGGGAAAUAUUUUGAAAAAGAUUUAGUUGAAUAAAUAUUUGAGAGAUACCAUUUGAUACAUUAUUUACUAUCGAAUUAUUAUGCUCGAGCAUUUGAUUAAAAAUUGAUAGAUUAAAUUACACCAUUGAUUGACUUUAAUCCUUUAGGAGUAGCAGCAAUUGAAGAUAAUCCAUAUGAUGAUGAUUACUAUAUUGAUGAAAGUAUAGUUAUUUAAAAAUCAUUAGCCUCUGAUUCAACCUGGAGAGUCAGAAGAUGUACAUUAUACAUAUUCUAGGAGUUCUUGAAGAUUCAACCAUAACAAUAUAAGGUAAUAUUAUCAGCUCUAUUUGGUCCAAAUCAAAUUAUCAUGAAAAGGAUAAAUGAAAAAAAUUCUGAAAUCAAAUUAUCUAUUGUUUAAUUUUUGAUUAGUUUAGUAUAGGCAUCUGCAAUUACAAAUGAGGAAUUGAAUCCAGAAGAUGAACUCUAGUAAAUUGUCAUUAUUAAAGUAAAGAUCAAUUCCACCAUCUAUUUCCCUAAUUGAAUUAGUAAAAUAACUAUUGGAUAAAGUAACAUUGAUCUUUAAGAUGCUUUAAGAAUAAUAAUCCUUAAAAUCAGAAUCCACAAAAUUAUUAUUAGCUAUUGGUCAAUAUUUCCACUCUCAAAUACAGAUAUCACAUUUAUGUUUCUCAAAAAUUGUUGAAAUCACCAUUAAUCAAUUGUUGGUUCUUCUGUUAAUUAUUCUAAUGAAUAAAAAGUAUUUCUCAUGACUAAAUUAGCUUGCCUCUAUUUUAACCAUGAAAAGUAUACUUAAGAUCACAGAAUCAGCUGCAUUUUAGGUACCCAUUUUGAGCUAGAUGGCCUAAAUACUCAUUGAAGCAGUCAAUUAGAAAUAUAUUAGAAUACAAGUAGAAGGAUGUAAUACCUUAGAAAUACUAGUUGGUGUAUUCAAAUAGUAUUAUUAAGAUCAAUUUCAAGACUCAUUGUCAAAAAUUAAAUGAACUAUAAUUACCAAAAAAUUUAGAUUGAUAUUUUAGAUUAAGAGGUUAAGUAAAGUCUUUUUCACUUGCUACUGGCUUGUUUAAAUACUUUCCUUCCAUAUUUACAAAAACAGAAGUCGAGUAAUUAACUCAAACCACCUUGCUUAGAUUAUAGAUCGAGGCUCUAACAAAUAACAUUAUGUUACUAGUCUAAUACUUCAAGAAUCUCAACGAUCAUAAGACAUUAAUUUCAAAUAUAGCCAAUCAACUUUAGAAAAAUGACAAAGCUUAAACAUAUUUAGCAUUAAUUAUUUAAUUCAGAAUAACAAAAUUGAGCAAAACUAGCAGCUGAUAUUUUUUAAGCAAAUUCAAGUAAAUUACAAC